GAUACAGAGUGCUUAAUGUCUCCGGUAAACUUGCUGUGUUGCAUCGUAAUUAUUUAGUUUCAGCAAUAAUGGGGCACGCGCAGAUUUGCGUUGUUGCCGCCAUCACUGCGUGUCCUGCAUAUUUAGUUUAUGUUUACAUUUACUCUUCUCAUAAGUUGUUGAAAACAAAGGUACUCAACAACGACAGACUUCCAAGUUUCGUGUAUCUUUACAUGAAAUAUUUGGCCAAAGCUCUGACUCGGAGGACAGGCUACUUGUACACAGUAACUAAUACAAAGAAGUGUGAGGUUGUUUACACUGUCCUCAACUGCAGGCUGGAGACCCUCCUGUUGAGGAGGUUCUGCAGUGCUGCUGGUUAUGGUUGGGAUUAUCCAGACAGCGAAUACAGAGACAUCCCACUAUGCUUCCCUGAGUUUCUGUGUCGCAGACUGCUGCUUAUAUUGCUAACUGAUGAAAACUUUCGGCUCAGCCCAGCAGGUCUGGUACGUGUGCAUCAGAGUAUAAAAACCCUUGAGCCAGUUGAUGAACUGAAGAAAGGUCCUUUCGUGCUGCUGGUUCGAGUCCUGGAGUACCGGCAAAUUGAUGCAGGGGUAGAGGUGGACAUCUGUCUGUCUGCCACUUCUCGCUCUGGGUGCCCAGUGUGGGAGAGUGUGCUGACGUUUCUAUCGAAAAAGAAGCUCCUCAAAGCCGUCAGAAGCCCACCCAAGGAUGAAAACGAGAGCCAACCAGAUGAGCCUGUGCCAGAAAAUAUGAAGCUGGUAGAGCUCAGAGUUCCCAGGACUACCGGCCUGCGAUGUGUUUGGUCCUUCUCUGACUACUCCCUCUGCCGGCUCCUCUCUUUACCAGUCGGGCUCUUUGGCUGCAGGUUGCAGACUGCACCAAGUCUCUGGAUGCUGUCUGUCUCCUUGGCUGAAAUAGAAAAGCACAAAGGUGUUGGAGUCAUCACAGCUCCUGUCAACGUCACAGCCCAGUUUAAAGAGCCUCUGCUGGUACCAGGAAAAGUGGCGAUCAAGUUUUGGGAGACGACCAGUCAGUCUCCUGCCCAAAGCCUCCGCUUCCGCAUGCAGCAACCUGGGAGCAACAUAUCUCACAUGACUGGAUGGAUUUCGAGAUGACUGAUUAACAUAGGCGGUUGAUAUUUGUAGUUUUGUCAAAACAAAAUAAAAUACUGAUUUUGUACCUUU
Messenger RNA from Micropterus salmoides (largemouth bass), 1184 nucleotides. RefSeq lists its product as uncharacterized. Bases 69 to 1115 code for a protein of 348 amino acids. The transcript has 5 exons. The record is from RefSeq and is a predicted model, not a curated record. NCBI's taxonomy places the organism in Eukaryota, Metazoa, Chordata, Actinopteri, Centrarchiformes, Centrarchidae.